AUGGCGACUGACCCGCUACGGCUUGAUGAGGAAGAAUAUCGAGUAGUCUACGAGAAUGGCUACAAGACCUGGUCGGCCUUAAUGGAGGAGGCAUCUGACGAUCCUGGGCUUCCUCCAGCCAGCUUGCAAGUCGAGCAUCUCUUCCCUGAGCAUCCCUACUUUCCAGUUGGACUUGAACUCGAUGACUCUGGAUUGUUGACAGCCUCAUCCACGUGGGUUCCUGGGACAGGAUCCUGUGAUUUGUCAUCUUUCGAGCAGCCUUUCCAAAUCCUGCCGUAUGUCGCUACGCCUACGAGAUUGUUCAUGUCGACCAAGGCACCCGUACCACCGUCCGCGUGGUUCCAGCAAUACGACAAUCAUCUCACAGUUCUCGUUUUGGCAUGGGCCUAUGCUCUAUCGGCUCGUUGGGCCGACAUCAUACCUCAGGCGUCACCGCUCGAGUAUACCGAUAGCCAAGCCGAGUGGGUGGCCAGCCAGUCCUACGACAAGAGAACACGGCCAAGAAUCAACACCAGCACCAGUGCAACGCCAGAGGAACCAAUCUGGGGACGGGACCUCCGGCAAUUUGACAGACUCCUAACAUUAUCAUGCAACGCCCACGGCGUGAAAUCUAUCCUCGGGAGCAUCUUUUACGAACCUGGGAUACUAUGCAAUGCCUCUGGCCCAUGGCUACAAGGCACUCUCGCUGUUCUCCAGUCCAGAAAGGCAGGGGAUCUAGAUAUUUUGGCUCGCAUGUUCUCCCUUCGGAGCCCCCAUUUAAGUUUCCUAUGGCUCGGUGCUAUUAUCGCUGGCCUGCAUAGGGGCUUCUUGAAAAGUCUCGGAGGACUCCUCGGUCUCAACAGGAUUGACCUUCACGAGGCGGCCUGGACCGGAACGGUCUUAUCUUUCGUGCAGAACCCCGUCCCUCAGCAGCAGGAAAGGGCCACCUCAAUCUCACGCCAGGACGAGUUCACAUUGGCAUUCCUUACUCAGGGAAUAUCCAGGUAUGGAUUCCCACCGAUUUAUCCAUAUCCGCCGCCGGGGUCAACGACAAUCGAUGACCUAGAUCUUGAUGUGCGACUUCACACAGCAUGCCCAGGUGGGCACGGGCUGAAGUUUUCCAAGAUCACAUGGAUUCGCCCUCGACCAACAUCGUCUUCCAUGACGACUGUUAUUCCAGUUGACUACACCCAGCUGGACCCAGAUAGGGACAUUUCAGAGAUCUCCACGCGCAAUAUCUUCAUGUGGAUGCGGGAGAUGGAUGGUUUCCCCAUCAACGAGCGAGAGAUUUAUCAGCACGAAUGGUUUGGGGAUGAUGACUCAGAUGACGAUGAGAGGAACCGUCCAGAAGGAGAUGUAGGAUCUUCGAUGGGUUGCAACUUGGCCGUCACGGUGGGUGGUUGGGUCUCUGGUGUUAUGGUUGCUCGGUGCAACUCUCUUUAG
Fusarium vanettenii 77-13-4 is the source of this 1422-nucleotide messenger RNA. RefSeq lists its product as uncharacterized. NCBI's taxonomy places the organism in Eukaryota, Fungi, Ascomycota, Sordariomycetes, Hypocreales, Nectriaceae. Bases 1 to 1422 code for a protein of 473 amino acids. The record is from RefSeq and is a predicted model, not a curated record. The transcript has 3 exons.